AUGAGUGAUUCUUCUGGAAAUUCAAGUAAUGGGUUUGAUAUGCGUCUUUCCUCUUUAACUGUUGGUCAGUUCAAGCAGGCAGUAGAGGAUUUUAGAGAAGGAUCGCAUAUUAAAGAUGUGGUAAUGGUUUGCAAGAGGCAGAAUAUAUCAGGUAUUUGGGAUGAAAAGUUUUCAAAGGAGCCACUUCCCGUGAAUAAAUUUAUGGAAGAGUUUUUGCGUGAUGGGAUAAUUGCUUCUAAUCGGCUUAAACGUGCUUGCAAGUUUCAUCUAGUUACACCACUUAUUCAAAAUAGAACUGUCACCUUAUAUGUUGGGAUCAAAACUCCUCCACGUUUAAACCUUCCUUCUGGCGGCUUUAUCGAAUUGGUUGUUGAGUUGGAUUCAUUGAGCCACGGACCUCAAAUUGAUGGUGAUCAAGAAAUCAAAAUUCUUCGACUAAUCAAGCACAACAAAAAAGAGGGCACAAAAUUAGUUACUGGAGGAGGAAAAUUUGUUGGGAAAGAAGCAAAUAAUGGUUUCUUUGUUCAACCAACAAUAUUGUCUAAUGUUAAAUCUGAAAUGAAGAUUGCUCAAGAAGAGAUUUUUGGUCCGUCGACUAAAACUGAGAUUGCUCAAAUGCAAGAAGUGGAUAAGGCUGAUAUUGACGCUGAUGUUAAGGCAGCUUGUGAUGCCUUCAAAUUGGGCUCUGAAUGGCGGCGGAUGGAUGCUUCAUCCCGUGGACAUUUACUAAAUAAAUUGGCUUCUUUAUUGAAAUAG
This is a messenger RNA of Meloidogyne enterolobii, 756 nucleotides long. The record is from the annotation of a GenBank genome assembly. NCBI's taxonomy places the organism in Eukaryota, Metazoa, Nematoda, Chromadorea, Rhabditida, Meloidogynidae.